This is a messenger RNA of Paecilomyces variotii, 1942 nucleotides long. Its product is annotated as putative sugar 1,4-lactone oxidase. Gene Ontology annotation, molecular function: FAD binding; D-arabinono-1,4-lactone oxidase activity. The coding region runs from base 30 to 1763 and encodes 577 amino acids. Lineage: Eukaryota; Fungi; Ascomycota; Eurotiomycetes; Eurotiales; Thermoascaceae. The record is from RefSeq and is a predicted model, not a curated record. Gene Ontology annotation, cellular component: membrane; mitochondrion. The transcript has a single exon.
UUUUUUUUUUCUUUCUUCCUGACAUCGAGAUGGACCCCACCAUUGCCCGCGAGCUCUCGCGGCUCGACCCUACAGUGCCUUUUCGCGCUUCAACUGCGCAUCUGCACCACACGUGGGCGCGCACCUUUUUCGCACGGCCUGAGCUCUACAUUCGACCGCGCUCACUGCCGGAGAUCGAGAAGAUCGUCACUCUCGCGAGACGCUGUCGUCGUCGCAUCGUUGUGGUCGGGAGCGGCCAUUCGCCGUCUGAUCUGACAUGCACGUCAUCCUGGCUCGUCAAUCUCGAUGACUUCAACAGCAUCCUCAGCGUCGAUGCAGACAAGAAGAUCGUCACUGUUCAGGCAGGAAUCCGGUUGCGAGACCUGGGCAGGGAACUCGAGGAGAAGUACGGGUUGACACUUUCGAAUUUGGGCAGUAUCGACAGCCAGUCGAUUGCAGGCGUUAUCGCGACGGGAACCCAUGGCAGCUCGCUCAAACAUGGCUUGUUGUCUGAGUGCAUCCUGUCGUUGACGCUGAUGCUGGCGAACGGCCAGACGGUGCGCUGCAGCGCGACCAGCAACCAGGAGCUCUUUCGAGCGGCGCUGGUCUCGUUGGGCGCGCUGGGCAUCGUCGUCGAGGUGACCUUCCAGGCAGAACCUACGUUCAAGGUCAAAUGGCAACAGACGUUGCGACCGCUGUCGCAGGUCUUGGAUGAGUGGUCAUCCGAUCUCUGGACGUCGCACGAGUUUGUGCGUGUCUGGUGGAUGCCGUAUCUCAAGCAGGCGAUCGUCUGGCGAGCAGACAAGACAGAGGAGCCGCUGCGUCCGCCUCCGCAGACGUUCUACGGACGGUGGUUGGGAUACCAGAUCUACCACAAUCUGCUGGCGCUGUCGAACUAUGUUCCCCAGAUCCUGCCAUGGAUUGAGUGGUUUGUCUUUGGCAUGCAAUACGGAUUUAAACCAGGCGCCAAGGUGACGGAGGCCGUGCAGACGGCCCGCGAGGGUCUGCUGAUGGACUGCCUGUAUUCUCAGUUUGUCAACGAGUGGGCUUUACCCUUGGAGAAGGGGCCUGAAGCGCUCACUCGUUUGUCUGCGUGGCUCAAUGGCGACGAGGAGACAGCGCAGAUCCCGUACAGUUCGAAAGGAGUGUAUGUCCAUUGCCCGAUCGAAGUCCGCGUCGCGGAUACCACGUUGACCGAUUCUCCGCGGCCAUAUCUCGACCCUACCUGUCAUUACGGCCCUACGCUUUACCUGAAUGCUACGUUGUAUCGUCCAUACCUCCGCGACCCUCCCUGCACCCACCAGUACUACAUGGCCUUUGAAUGGCUCAUGCGCUCCAUGGGCGCAAAGCCGCACUGGGCGAAGAAUUUCACGACUGACACUGGCCGUAAGGAACUACACGGCAUGUACGGCGCUGACAUGGAUGCUUGGUUGGCGGUCCGAAAAGAGGUCGACGUUGACGGAAUGUUUGUCGGGGAAUGGCACCAGAGAAACCUUCUGCCUGACCCAGCUGCAGAGGCCGGCGCAGAGCCUACCAGUACUCUACCACUCCAAGAGCGCGAGAAGGCACGUCGGAAGUUUGGUGGUCGAGGUGCCGGGGAUGGACUCGAGUGGAUUGGUGAGCGACGCUGGGAGCUGGCCUCUGAGCGUCGUGUGCCCGGUACGGAGCAGGAGUCGACGACUUCGACCCCUAGUCCUCCCAUGACCGCCACUAGUGAGGAGAGCUUCGAUUUGUUCGCCCAUGGUGAAGCUAGCCUGGUUCUCCCUCCUUCGCAAUCAUCAUAGAAGAAGAAGAGCAGGGGGGGGUGGGAAACAAGGGGCCAAGAGUCAGUUCAAGCAAUUUGUAAGGCGGCAACACAAGAUGAAAUUCAUAUAGCCACGAGUCCAAUGGAAGAUCCAUGAAAAAAAAAACGCAUACCCUGCAUUAUCUAGGUAGUACUACCCAAUGAAAACACUUUUCUUCU